Mauremys mutica (yellowpond turtle) is the source of this 1530-nucleotide messenger RNA. RefSeq names its product heat shock transcription factor 4 (gene HSF4). Bases 1 to 1530 code for a protein of 509 amino acids. The record is from RefSeq and is a predicted model, not a curated record. The transcript is spliced from 13 exons. NCBI's taxonomy places the organism in Eukaryota, Metazoa, Chordata, Testudines, Geoemydidae. Gene Ontology annotation, molecular function: sequence-specific DNA binding; DNA-binding transcription factor activity. Gene Ontology annotation, biological process: regulation of DNA-templated transcription.
AUGCAAGAUUCACCCAGUUCCCUGGCAAUGGAUGGAUACUCCAGUAAUGUGCCAGCAUUCCUGACUAAACUGUGGACACUGGUGGAAGAUCCUGAAACAAACCAUCUAAUUUGCUGGAGCACUAAUGGCACCAGCUUCCACGUUUUCGAUCAAGGUCAGUUUGCCAAGGAGGUGCUCCCUAAGUAUUUCAAACACAACAACAUGGCCAGCUUUGUCCGGCAGCUGAACAUGUAUGGCUUCAGGAAAGUGGUAAAUAUAGAGCAGGGUGGCCUUGUCAAGCCUGAACGUGAUGACACUGAGUUCCAGCAUCUUUAUUUCCUACAAGGCCACGAACACCUCUUGGAACACAUCAAAAGGAAGGUAUCUAUUGUGAAAAGCGAGGAAACGAAGAUGCGCCAGGAGGAUCUCAGCAGGUUGCUCUACGAAGUCCAGAUUCUGAGAAGUCAGCAGGAGAACAUGGAGUGUCAGAUGCAGGACAUGAAGCAACAGAAUGAAGUCCUGUGGCGGGAAGUUGUAUCUCUCAGGCAGAAUCAUUCUCAACAACAGAAAGUGAUCAACAAGCUGAUUCAGUUUCUGUUCGGCCAGCUCCAAUCAAACCCCAGCGGCGCUGGGAUAAAGAGAAAACUACCUCUGAUGUUAGAUGAUGGAAGUUCAGCGCCGCAAGUGCCCAAGUUCAGCCGACAUUUGUCUGUGGACCCUCUUCAUGAUUCCUAUUUCAUUCAGUCGCCAUCUACAGAACCUGCCUCGUGCUUAACCAGUCCUGCUAUUGCUGGAGGGCCAGUCAUAUCGGAUGUUACUGAAGCAUCACCACCGAAUGUCGUGCCACUUCAAUCUCCUCCAGAGGGUGACAGGGAAAAAUGCCACAUGCUGAUCAAGGAAGAACCAGUUAGCCCUGGAGUGAAAGCCACAUCUGAGCCAGAUGUCUCUCUGCCUGGCUGUACUGCCUGUGCUGAACCCCCUGUGUUACCAGUUGCAAUGGUUCAGUCUGUUUUAGAAGGCAAAGGGAGCUGCGGGGCGCCACAGUCUGCGAGUUCACAGCAACCCGAAAGAAGAGGCAGAAGGGGACCUCUAGACAGAACAGAAGUUUCUGACCCAAUGGAUGGCCCUGAUUUGAGUUUAGAAGGCCUGCAGCUGCUGCUGAGGAGCCAGCAGUAUAAUCUGGAACCUGCCAGCGUUUUGGAUGUCUUUAAUCCAAAUCUUUCAGUGAGUGAGUGGAAUCUGACUGACAUGGAAGCCAAUUUUUCACCGAUGCAGCAACUCACAGUGGAUCUGGAGAAGAAUGUAAAUGAGCUGUCUCCCAAAGUGUUAAAUCCUCACUUUAACACCACCUGCUCAGGGAAAGAUGUCAUUCUUGAAUGCACCCAGCAGUUUCCCAUUGAGCGUGAAGCAGGCUUCGGGAGCAACAUUGUAAACCUACCUGAAAGUUCAGCUCUUUAUAUUCCAUCUGAAAAUAUGGCUUCCUAUCUGUCCUCUGUGGGUCUCCAAGGAGAUAUUCCAUUAAACCUGAACUCUCCAACUGAAAGUAACUAG